Messenger RNA from Triplophysa dalaica, 1971 nucleotides. It is a transcript of the gene fam43a, whose product is annotated as family with sequence similarity 43 member A. Lineage: Eukaryota; Metazoa; Chordata; Actinopteri; Cypriniformes; Nemacheilidae. The transcript has a single exon. The record is from RefSeq and is a predicted model, not a curated record. The coding region runs from base 174 to 1208 and encodes 344 amino acids.
UUGUGAUGCAUAGUUAACAGCGAGCAACGCGAUACUCCUCCGCUCACAGGUUUACAAAGUGCUGUGCAACUUUUAUAAUGUCUUAAGGCAAGACGACUACAGAUUGAUUCAAAGCAGAAUAUAGAUGUAAUAGGACUUACUAGUGUAGAUUUAACGUCCUCAACGCGACAAGCAUGUUGCCUUGGAAGAAGAACAAGUUCGAGCUGAUCGAGGAAGACAAGCAGCAUUCCAAGCCGAAGGGCUAUGCCGUGAGCCUCAACUACUCUACGCUCACCUCCUUCGCCAAAUCGUGCCCGGAGAGCGCGCUCAACAGAGUCGGGAGCAUGUUUAAAUCAAAGAGGAAAAAGGUCAAAAUCACCAGCGAGGACCCCACGUACACCGUGUUGUACUUGGGCAACGCCACAACCAUCCAGUCCAAGGGUGACGGAUGCACGGACGUGGCCGUCAGCAAGAUCUGGGGCAAGAGCGACAUGGGAAAAAACGGAACCAAAAUGAGGCUAACCAUCAGCUCGCAAGGCAUCCGUAUGGUGCAUGUGGACGAAAAAACCAAGAGACCCGGACAUUUAUAUUUAUUGCACAGGAUCACCUACUGCGUCGCGGACCCGAGGCUCCCCAAAAUCUUCGCCUGGGUCUACCGGCAUGAGAUGAAGCACAAGGCGGUGAUGCUGCGGUGCCACGCCGUGCUGGUGUCCAAGCCGGAGAAGGCGAAGGCGAUGGCGCUUCUCCUCUACCAAACCUCCGCGACAGCUCUGGCCGAGUUUAAAAGACUCAAACGAAGGGACGACGCCAGGCACCAGCAGCAGCAAUUGAUAGGGGAGCAGACCAUCCCUCUUGUCCCCCUGAGGAAACUGCUGAACGGACAGUGUUACUACAAACCCCCGGUGGAGCGCAGCAGGAGUGCGCCCAAACUGGGCUCCAUCACAGAGGACCUGGUCGGAGAGGAGGAAGAGGAGAAAGCAAUGCACUUUGAGUGCGAGGAUAUUUUGGUCACCGACAGCGACUGUGGCAAACAAGAACUGUGCCAGAUUAUCAAUGAUUUAGACUCUAUGAGUAUAGGGAACGAUGUACAGUCACUACGGGCCGACCUAAGGGUGACGCGCCUGCUGUCUGGGGACAGCACGGGGAGCGAUUCCUCCAUAGAGAGCAACCAGGAUGCUGCGUCUGUUCCAAACGGCGUUGUCGGGGGAAAGAUGCAAGAAGUCGGCUGACUUUUCUUUAACAAACUGCUUUUAUCGAGCCACAUGUGAUGAUGAAGACCGCGGGGGUAUGAACGUGCCACAUCCCUUAGAAUUGAAAGCGCAGAAUCUGGUUUGCGGAUUAAACGGAUGUGUAUCAAAAUCUACAGAGCUGCCUAUCUAGACAUUGUUUUUGGAACAUAAGGAUGCACAGGACGCUUGUUAAGAGUUUAAUCGACUCAGAAAAAGACAAAAUGCUGUCUAGGUAAGCAACUCAAUGCAGGUUUGGAGACUUUGGACACUCAUAAUCCCCCGUUAGUUGGGGCCUGGAAGGACCAGAGCUGCGCAAUAAUAAGACGCUUAAAGUCUCUGCUAAACCUCUCAAUGGUGUAAGAGAUUUUAGGAAAGAUCUUGUUUACCUAACGUUUUCCUUGAGGAAAUGCAUUUUAAAAGUGAAACAACAAUCCUGAAAUGUGUCUUUUGUUUUUGCAUUAUUUCUGGAUGGUAUACGAGUAUGUUAACCUGAUCAAUGAGUUACAUAGCAACUUUCCUGUUUUUCUGUUUGUACUUUUUUACUUUCCACUGUGGUGGAAUUCGGACAAGUGUUAAUAUUUAUGUGUAUAUUUGUUUUGCCAUAAAUGUUCUUACAAACAUACGCGUUUAUCUUUGCUGUGCAAAAGAGAAAAUAAUGUACAGAGAUGUAAAUAUAUAUAAAUACAAAAUGUGUUAAUGAAAUGCAUUAUUUUUUGAAGAAUGUGGUUUGUUUCUGUGAACACCAAUAAAAAAGUGAAAUGUA